Molecule: messenger RNA, 1959 nt
Organism: Pseudozyma flocculosa PF-1
Lineage: Eukaryota; Fungi; Basidiomycota; Ustilaginomycetes; Ustilaginales; Ustilaginaceae
Exons: 1
Coding region: 1-1959 (652 amino acids)
Source: RefSeq, a predicted model, not a curated record
AUGCCGCAACUACAGGUCAUGGUCGGCCCAGACCGAUUCCACCUCGAACCCUGCCGCCUCAACGACACGGCACACCCGCACGAAAUCGAAAACGAACACUUCAUCGGCCGCGUCCUCGUUCGCAUCCUCGACGCUCCCGGCGCAAGGCAGGGUGAACCCGGCCGCGAGUACUUCCAGGACCGCUCCCGCAAGUUCUGCAUCCAGAUCGAAGGCCGCUUCAAGCAGCGCCACUCGGGCAACGACAUCCUCUUUGGCACCGAUUUCGACAAGCUCAUCGACUUUCCCCGCGCUCCCUUCAACGCAGGCAUGCGCGUCGCCCGCAUGAUCGACCCGGCCACCUUCUACGACAUCCAGCCCGCCUCCGGCCGACCCUACAUCAUGUCGCCCUACAUCGCCUGCAUGAACACCAUCUGCGCCUGGCCGGCUCCCUCGCGCGCCCACGACGCCGUCGUCGUCCUCCGACACACCCACCGCUCCGACUCGCCCAACCCGACGCGCCCCUCCUCGCCCUCGCUCACCAACCCGGAAAAGGGCUUCAACGACCCGCACUCGAGCCUCUCCGCUGCCGCACAAAACGACGGCGACGGCGACGAAGGUGACGACAUUGUCCCCGCAGAGCAGCUCCACCACGCCCCCAUCGAUGCCGCCGCAGACGACACGGCCGCGGCCAAGAAGAAGAAAAAGGGCUGGCUGAGCGGCUUCGGCAUGGGCGGCUCGGCGGCGCCAAAGGAAGAGCGAGUGCUCAAGCGAUACUGGCGCUUCGUCGGAUUCCGCGACGAGCCCCGCGUGCGUGCGCUCCUCGACGCGCACCACGCCAAGCUCAGCGAGGCCCACCAGCAGAAGCAGGCCAAUAAGUCCAACGAGCUCACCGCCGGCGGCACAGGCACCGGCACCGGGUCCGAUCGACACCUCAGCGUCAGCAGCGACGACACCUCGACCCGCACCAGCACCGAGGUCCAGCACGCCCCCGCCCAGCAGACGCUCUCGAGGCUCGGCACCAGCUUUCGGCGCGACGUCGGACACUCGCCCGACCGGCCGGGCACGCCCGAGCACGCGACCGUCGACGACGAUGGCACCAGCAGCGGCGGCGGGCUCAGCCUUCCCGUGUCUCCUCGCAUUGGCAGCCAAGAACUGGCCACCGCGCCACCUGCGGAUGUUGCCGAGAUCGCGUCGCCGCGUGACAGGCCGGCACCUGCCAUCUCGUCAAUCGGCACCGUCGGAGCCGGUCUUGGCGGGCCAGUAGAAGGGGCGUCCAAUAACAGCCAAACGGCGCCUACGCCAGCCUCGUCGGCGGCGGCAAACGGCGUUGGCGCACCAGCGGAGGCAGCCAAAGCGCCCACGCCCGCCAACACCUCGUCCGCGCAGCCGUCGAGCCGCUCGGCAAACGAGACGGCGCCCGGCGAGCCGAAGCCGGAGCUGCCCAAGUUGGAGCGGAUCACGACCGACGUGCGGGAAGAGAUGCAGCAGUCGGCCAAGUCGGACGGCUUGCGCGACGGCGACUUUAAGCUGGCCGACGCUCUGCAACGCACUCACCUCUCACCUUCGCCAUCGUCGUCUCCCUCUCCGCACAACACCACCUCGACGGGCAGCACCUCGAUGAGCACGGGUACGCCGUCCAAGAUGGACGCUGCGCUGGGGCCGUGGCGUUUUUCGGAUCCGGGGACCGACAUGGUCGAGGACAACGCCUUCAUCUUUACCAACAAGAGCCUGCCCGUUCCCAAGCGGCGGCGCUACUUUGCCGACGCGCGGCACCGCGACGACUUCCACUACGACCCGGACGUCGUGUACGCCACCAGCUUCUUCACCGACGCCAUGGACUUUAACACGUUUAACCUCGGCAUCGGGCCCGUACGGCUCAACCUGCACCGCUUCUUUGUCGACAUGCCCGUACGGUAUACCCUUCGCAGCGCCCGCGACGAGGAGGCUACCAUGGUCACGAUCAGUUUCCAGCUCGUCUAG